CCCAGAACGUGGCAUGUACCAGGUGCCACCCCGCGGAGUAUCCACUUAGUGUUGUCCGAAAAAAUACAUCAUGCAGCAGUACGAAGCGGAAACCUGCAAGUGCCCGGACGAGUACACCCCGUACCGGACGACGCUCGACGAGGACGAUCUUCGGCUGGCCAGGGACGAACUGCACGAAGACGAUGACACACGCGAUCCAUCGUUGGCUCAGAUGCGCGAAUUCAUUGCGAAACAUCCGCGGAUCGUUCGGUGCCGUACGGAUCCGGUCUUUCUGUUACGCUUCCUGCGCUUCACGAAAUUCAACGUUCCCCGGGCCUGUGACAUACUGGUGCGUGCGAUGACGCAGCUAAUGCGCCGACGGGCCACCUACGGCGCCGAGGCCGCCGAUCUGCUGCAUCCGGACGUACAACGGUUGCUCGAGGUGGCCGCGAUCGUACCGCUGGGCUAUGAUUCGCAACGCCGUAUGGUUGUGCUGUGCCGUGCCGCUGCACUGGAUCCACGUACGACAACCUCAAUGCUGCACAUGCAACUCGGAGGACUUAUUCUUGGGACCUGCCAGGAGUACGAGCUGAUCCAGGUGCGUGGUCUCGUCGUGCUGAUGGACUUCUCCGGUCUUUCGAUGGCCCACUGUGCUAUGUGGAGUCUCAGUGAUGUCAAGCUGACGGCCGAGUACGUGAACGAGUUGAUUGCGAUGCGCGUCAAGGAGGUCCAUAUGAUCCAGGUGCCGCGGUUCGCUUGGUUGCUGCUGGAUCUGUUUCUACCGCUGCUCAGCCCGAAAAUGAAGGAACGGUUUAAGUUCCAUCGGACGUUUGAUGAGCUGCGUGGUUCGCUCGACCCGGCGCUACUGCCCACAAUCUACGGUGGCCAGCAGUCGCUGGAGAAAGCGAACGAGAACUUUCGCACCGGCAUGUUCGAGCGGCAGCGGAAGUGGUUCGAGGUUGAGCGGCAACUGCACAUGGACCUUGGUGGCGGUACUAAUGGGGUACGCGGACCGCGGAACGGGUUCCACGAGGAGGAACUCGCUAUGGUUGGCAGCUUUCGUAAGCUGACCGUCGAUUGACUGAACCUCUGGGUCGGUUCAGUCAGACCAGAGGCGAUCGGUGUCCGGUGUUGGGAAACGUGAAAUGGGCUGAUGGGUGGUUCGGUAUUGCAAAUUGACAUUCCGGAGACAGUCCGGCGCUAUAUCCGAUGACAACGUAACGCAGCGGCACGUAAUGUCGUCGUUUUCAACUGGUCAUUUGACGGUUAAUGGGACCCUAUCCUGGGUAAACAGGUAGCUACGACAUCUUGUACCCGCCGGACAAUCGACUUUUGGGAAGUGACGUCCCAGCCUUAAGACGCAUACCUGACCGUUUGGUGUGUGUGUGUGUGUGUUGUGAGUCCGAGCGGAUAGCGAUAGGUGGAUUGCGUGUCUUGUGGCUAUUGAAGCGGUGUUUUCCGCUAGCUGGUUUGACCUUGGCUUGGCUAAUAGGUACAUCUGUUGCCGCGUGGACGCUUCGACGACGUAACGGUGCUGCACGGCAGCGGUUAAAUGGCGAGGACUUCCUCCAACAACCUCCAUCUAUCAGUGAACCAUGUUUUCGGCUUUCUGCUGACCUUCACAUCGCGAUGCUGCUAUUGGUUCGGGUAUUAAUCAUCGUGCAACGAACCACCACCCACCCACCCAUCCACCGACCGUCCAUUCAUUUCAGGGGUGGAGUAAUACCCAUCACGCGUCACGCGCCCGUCGAAACAGAAAUGGUGCUAUUUUUCAAAAAUAAAUAAAACCAA
This is a messenger RNA of Anopheles darlingi, 1770 nucleotides long. Its product is annotated as retinaldehyde-binding protein 1-like. Lineage: Eukaryota; Metazoa; Arthropoda; Insecta; Diptera; Culicidae. Gene Ontology annotation, molecular function: phosphatidylinositol bisphosphate binding. Gene Ontology annotation, cellular component: membrane. The transcript is spliced from 2 exons. The record is from RefSeq and is a predicted model, not a curated record. The coding region runs from base 71 to 1060 and encodes 329 amino acids.